UCCUGCCUAUUUACGAUCCUAACGAAUACAAACGUUGAUUUGUUUUUGUUCGUUCUUUCGACUCGUCAUAAGUGUCAAUACUUCUUGGGGUGUUGUUUGGAUUUCUCUUCGUCUUUUGUGGCCAAAUUAUAUCAUUGUUUUUCGAGUUUUAUCGUAUCAAGCGUUGAGUUAUUCUCACAAGACUUAGCACGAUAUUGAAGCUGUCAUCUCUGUGCUCGACGUCGCCUGUACAAGGAUGAUAAGGUGGCUGCUGUAAGCGCGACGUACGCGUGAUAAAGCCGAACGUAUCUUGAUCGAUUGAGAAGGAAAACGGGACAGCGGUUCGAGUAGCAGUCCGGACGGAAAGCAGCUGUCUCCGUCUACGAAUCCAGACGAUGCAGCGGCUGCUUUAAAAAAUCUCGCAACCGAACUUCCUGGUCAGUUGAGCCUUGUCACUUUGGGCUUGACGAAUGGCAAGAUGGCUCCCGAUGAUCCUGUUGGUGACGAUGAAUUCACAUUUGCUACUCUCCAAAAAUCAUUGCGCGAUGGGGAAGCUCUGAAAGGUGCCAUGUAUCUGGGCCUAAGUGUGAUGGUCGCUUGGAUAGUUGGUGCUGCCGGCUUGUCUUUGGCGUGGCUCAUGCUCGUACUGGCCUUGGCCGGCACAAUAGUCAAAUCUCGAAUGUCGCGAUUUAUGCAGCAGACCUUGCAACAGGAACUGGCCAGGUUAAGACGCAGGCGUGCUCUUUACAAGGACGAGACAGCGGAAUGGUUGAGUUUACUCAUAAAUAAGUGGUGGCGAUUUAGUGCAGCGAGCAUAUUUUUACAAGCAAAAGAAAGACUAGAACCACUGUUAAAUGAUGCAAAGCCCGGAAUACUUGGUUCAUUAGAGCUACGCGAACUGACCCUUGGCGAGCAAACUCCCUGUGUGACGCGCAUACGUACCCUCGAUUUCAACGGCAGCGACGAGGGUGAAUUAAGCAACAGCGGCAGCAGUACCGCCAGCAACAGUGCUAGGCCUGGAUCGACGAGACUCUGCGUCGAGGCCGAUCUUACCCUCGAUUGCGAGCAGUUUCGCAUGCUCAUCGCAACUCGGCUCUUUGGAAAAGGAAUGGGAAUGGACAUGGAUCUAGCAGUAGAAAAGCUAUCGAUCUCAGGCACCGUCCUGGCCUCUCUAACUCUGGACGCAGGGGCGCCUUUUCCUCACGCGAGCCAUCUCAGCUUAUCUUUUGUGGAGAAACCCGAUGUGUGGUUUAGCGUGCGCCUGCUCCGAUCCGUGCAAAUGAUGGAAGUGCCUCUGCUAAAAACCUGGAUUCACGCCGUUGUUAGCGAUGCGUUGGCCAGUUGGUUGGUCGAUCCUGGACACCUUGAGAUCGAUUUGCGAGCCCAGGACCGACCUGGCCCCGGUUUCGAUUGCUUGCCUCUGACCACACCUCAAGCCGUGCUCACAGUUUCGCUCUCGCAGUUGGCUGCAGCAACUCGAGAGGAUGAAGAGCGAUGGCUGGUAGUGACUAUAGGUGAUCAGCGUCGCGUCACUUCGCAUCUCACUCCGAGCUGGAGCGAAGACGUGUCAUUCCUCGUCGGUGCCCUUGACAAUGAACGCAUCUCAAUCAAGUUGAAGGCCAAGAGACUCGUCAGUACCAUUACUCUUGCGCAAUUCGAACUUGCUCUUGGCGUCUACAACUGGGAGACUUCGCAAAUAGUGGAAACUGUGCUGCAACAGAAAAAACCAUCGCGAAGUAGUACUAACAUUCCAAACAUAAAUGCAAGACUCGAAUACUCAAGCCUGCCUAGCAUCGAGCCAGACGCACCUCAACCGAGCAUUCCCAACUCGAUGGAAUUGCAUUCGGCUGGCAUUUUGGUUGUUUAUAUUCAUUCGGCAGAAAAUCUCAAUAGUGAUACGACGCAGUGCAAUCCAUAUUGUUUGUUGUUCAAUAACCGAAAAAAGGUUAAAACAACUCAUUACGUCCGAGGAACAAAGUCACCCCAUUGGGAGUCAAGAACGGAAUUUCUUGUUCAAGAUUAUACGCAAGUUUCCUUGAGUUUCGUUAUUUACUCGUGGAAUAUUUCAAAAAUGGCCGAUACCGAUAUGCUUGGGCUUGCCAUGCUUUCUUUAGCGCCAGGACUCAAAUGGUUAGUUCGAAAAGAGCUAACAUUAAGUGGGUCUAAUGGUCAAUCGACGAUGACCGUAUCGGUACUUUUCCAUCCGGUCAAAAGUGUACAUCAAAAUCCUAUCAGUCGACGCAGCAGCGUAAAUCAAUGCGUAGACGAUGACGAGCCAAAAACAAAAAGAAACAGCUUGCCAUGGAUGCAACAAGCAAAAUUGCUGCUAACCCAUCGGGACAUGGACGCAGCCGCGUCAGACGUAUCCAGUUUACUGUCGACCGGCAGUGGUCUGAUGGAAGUGACACUGCUACGAGCGAAAGAUCUUGUUGCCAAGGAUCUCAACGGUUUCAGCGAUCCGUUUUGUGAACUCAGACUAAACAACGAGACCAAGUACAAAAGUAGCGUGAAGAAAAAAACCCUUAAUCCGUGCUGGGACGAGAGCUCAAUUAUGGGUUUGCCACGAAGUGGAGAAACCCUCGAUGUGGUAUUAUGGGAUCACGAUACUUUCGGUAUGAAAGACUACCUUGGAAAAGUAUCACUGACGCUAGAGGAAAUUAGAAGGCUGUCCAACACGGACCAAUCUUAUUGGUUCGUCUUACGUGGAACUAAAUCGGGAUCAAUAGAAUUGAAGAUCAAAGUACUGUCUGAAGAGUGUGAGACCCAGAGCACUUACGCUACGAGUACAAUUAGUGAAGGCUCAACUAGACCCAGUGAGUCACAGGAGACACCACCCGUUAUCAAUACCACAAACAUCAUACGGAGACCUUCUAUGGAAAAGUCGAGAAUGAGGCUACAUUUGGAGCCUGUCGUGCCUCCACCACCACCACCGAGAACUGUAACACUAAUUAAACCACCUAUAGCACCGCAGAGCAAUUCGGCGCAUUCGUCGCCGCUGCACAAAGUCAAAAAUGCUAGUAACUAUGGUAAAAUGAUUACAUUAGUCAAAAAGUUCGAGGACAGCAGCAGCAGCGAUUUGACGGCAGUUAGUAACAAUCAUCAUCAGUGGUCAUCGGCCAGUAAAAAGAACGGUGAGCAACUGAACCAAUCGAUCGACUGCACGGACGACGAGGAUCAAAAAAAAUUGUCUGACAGCAGUCAUAGAUUAACACCAAGUCCCGAUCAGAGUUUCGGCAAAAAAACACCCCAAUAUAAUAGCUUUCGACUGAUGAAACAAAAAAUGAAGCGGGGUCUGAAACUACGACGAUUUCGUUCGGAGGUGAACAUUGAGGAUAGCAAGAGUGAUUCCAGUAAAUCAGGCGUCACCCUGAGUCUGGAACCACGAGGUAGUGAAGUAGACGAGGCUGACGCGUCAGCGGAUGAUUUGAUUGAAAAUUCGUUAUCCCACGCCGUAUCGCAACCCGAUAUGCUUACGCGCAUGCGACAAUCUAGUCCUAAGAUGAGGCUAAGCAAACCAAACGAUUACAAAGUAUCAAAUGGUUUUCGAGAAAAAUACAGUGGAAUCGAGGGGAAAGUACUCCAAGCACAAGGUCUUCAUGUCGCUCAUAUAGCUCAGCUCUAUUGCCGAAUAAAAUUUCAAAAUUGCUCGAGCCCGGAAAAAAUGACAAUGUCAUUGACGGGAGGCAAAACUAUAGCCAAAUCACGACUGUUGCCAGCUAUGCCAAAUCCACAGUUUCUUCUUGAUUUUCAAUUGGAUCAUGACUUGCUUCCUCGACAAGCUACACUUGUGUUCGAGAUUCGUAGUGCAAGCAAAGAACUACUUGCCAGUCGACGUAUUACUUUACACGAACUUUUAGGAGCAUCUUUGGCAACAAAUGAAAUUCGAACUUGGCUAGCUUUAAAUAAUGGUGCUUCAAUGGAAAUACAAAUAGCGCAUGGUCGAGAAAUCAAGAGAUCCACCAAAAAACUAUUUCGAUCAUGGUCAGUACGUCAGUUGAAAAAGAAUUGAAUCUUUAACUAAAAUAAAUAUACAUCUUUGUAAUUCAUUUCUUUGAUCAUAGGACCUCAUCAAAAAUCAUUAAUACUUAAUAAAGAAACCAGAAGAUUUUCUUCGUGCAAUGUCCG
Trichogramma pretiosum is the source of this 4104-nucleotide messenger RNA. RefSeq names its product tricalbin-1-like. Gene Ontology annotation, molecular function: lipid binding. The transcript has 18 exons. Lineage: Eukaryota; Metazoa; Arthropoda; Insecta; Hymenoptera; Trichogrammatidae. The record is from RefSeq and is a predicted model, not a curated record. Bases 458 to 3988 code for a protein of 1176 amino acids.